UCCUAGUGGCCACUGCGCGUGCGCAGGGGAGCUACCAGCUAUCAAGUUGGUCAAACAAGCGGGUGAGAAAAUGCAUAAGCUGAAGUCAUCGCAGAAGGACAAGAUCCGACAGUUUAUGGCCUUCACGCAGGCCGGAGAGAAGACCGCCGUGUACUGCCUGACACAGAAUGACUGGAAAUUAGAAGUGGCCACGGACAAUUACUUCCAUAACCCAGACCUCUACUAUAAGGAAUCCAUGAAAAACUCUGUGGAUCGAAAGAAGUUGGAGCAGCUCUACAAUCGUUAUAAAGAUCCUCACGAUGAGAAUAAAAUCGGGAUUGACGGGAUCCAGCAGUUCUGCGAUGACCUGACCCUGGACCCGGCCAGCAUGAGCAUCCUGGUGGUGGCCUGGAAGUUCAGGGCCGCCACCCAGUGCGAGUUCAGCAAGAAGGAGUUCUUGGAUGGCAUGGCGGAGCUUGGGUGUGACAGCACAGAGAAGCUCAAAGCAAUCCUGCCCAGAUUAGAACAGGAACUGAAAGAUUCCGGAAAGUUCAAAGACUUCUAUCAGUUCACCUUUAACUUUGCCAAGAAUCCCGGACAGAAAGGCUUAGACCUAGAGAUGGCAGUUGCCUACUGGAAUCUGGUUCUCAAUGGCCGCUUCAAGUUCCUGGACCUUUGGAACAAGUUUCUAUUGGAGCACCACAAACGCUCCAUCCCCAAAGACACGUGGAACUUGCUCUUGGAUUUCGGGAACAUGAUCGCCGAUGAUAUGUCAAACUAUGACGAGGAAGGUGAGCCACGGCGAGGCGCUCUUACCGCACGGUCAGCAGCCUGAAAGGGGCGUGGCCUGUUCUCAUAGAUGACUUUGUGGAGUUUGCACGACCGAUUGUUACUGGGUGCAAACCCAAAGCUGUAUAAUGACUGCCCAGCUCUGGCCCUAGCCUGUUUGUUCAGUUAUUAUUAUAAUUUUUUUUUUUGUCGUUGUUUGUUUUUUUUUCUUUUCUUUUUCAAAGACGGCGCUAAAAGGAAUGGGGAUUUAAAAAAAAGAUUGAAGUCUUGAGACCAUCUGUGAAGAGAGAAGAUGGAGUCAAAACUACCAGACAAACCAAUCAGGGAAUACAGUGAGAGAAAAAUGAAGGCCACGAGUUUGUGGUUUUUUUUUUUUAUGAUUAUUAUAUUUCUUUCAACCAAACUCAUCACAAGCAAUCCGCAGCUCUUCCUGUCAUCAACAAGAAGCUAAUACAUCUACCCUAAAACCACCCCCCCACCUCCAAAACACCCACCCGAGACCUCAUGGGAUAUGCGUCGUUCUCAAUUAGUUUCACCGGGGUUCUCCUCUGGGGGGGCCCCUACUUUCCCUCAACAGCCUUCUUUACUUUGAUUUAAAAAACAAACAAAAAAAAAACGGAAGAACAAAAGCUUUUCUUGUGGCAGUGGGUGUAUGAUACAAGAUCCGUUUUGCAUGAGCUGUUUUUUUUUUAUCCAUUUUUACUUCAGCGUGAUUGAAGGACAGGGUGGUGAAGCAGGAGCCACAAGCAUUUGAGUUAAUGGCACAUCACCAGCAGAAACUCUUUUACUACAGGUGUAAUAUACUGUAUCCAUAGGAGUAUAUAGAAAUACCUAUCUAUAUCGAUAUGUAUGUAUGUGUUAGUGUGUAUGUGUGUAUAUAUAACUGUGUGCAUGUGUGUGUGCGCGUGUGUGUGCGUGUGUGAAUCGUCACACACGCACACACUUUAUGUAUAAGUAUUAAAGUUGAAUAUUUGUGCUGUAAAUUAAACCUUACAUUUAUCAUGCUUCAUUUCCAUUUUAUUUGCGUUUAUGCUCCAUUAUUUUCCCGCCCCCACAAUGGGAACGAGACAACUCCAUUCAGUGUUAAAUUAUCCUCUCAGCAGUACUUUCCGGACUGGCGUUGAAGCGCCACGUUUUGGCUCUGGGACUGAGGCCUCCUCCGGUUGCUUCCGCGGCUGAUGAUGGUCCCCUGGCGCGGGUGCCAGGUUUCGUUCCGUAGCGACUGGGUGGUGAAGCAAGAGCUAUUUUCGUUCAGUGAGUAACCCUCCCGCACAGAGGGGCCUGCCUGUCGCGUGCGGUGGGACCCAAGCCCCUGUGGAUUCCCCUUGCAUCCUCACCAUCUUUUAUAUAUUGUAACUGUUCUGGAACCUCGUUGUGUCUGGUGUGGGUGGAGUCACGGGAGUGACGGAUUUUAAAAUAUCAACAGGAAUCAGCCCUCAUUGGUCCAGAAUAAGCAUGAUGUCCUGAACAUGCGCCGUCAUUUCUAAACUUUUUGUACGUUUAUCGAAUCGAAACCGAAAAUCUGUUAAGAUUAAUAGUCGCGAUUACACAUGGAGUGUGUAUCUCUCGUGUAAUCUGUGUACCUCGUGUUGAUGGGUUGGCUGGGGAGUCCAGCUGUCCCCUCUUCCAUCAGUGGGUCAAAUGUCAACGACAAACCCAGAUGGUGACGCCAGGGGAUGGUGUUUUGCUGGGUCCCGUAGCCCGCUGGGUCACUACCCACCCAGGAUUGGUCAGCGCUUGCGUACGAUUUCUAAACAAUCAGGAUGAGAAUUUUCGUUAUUUUAAGCAUGCCGGGUGAUGAUAGCGGAUAGUACUUUCUAGACGGACGGGCACUAAUGGGUUAGUUUUCCCAUUUUGAGAUUUUUGGUUUAUUUCUCUAUGCUGGGAAUGCAUUGAAAGGUUAGGGUCAUGUGACCGCAUGCGGAGUGUGUGUCAGGAAUUGGACUGAGUGUUGACACCAAUGUUGAAGAUGCUCACGUUUCACUAAGGUUUUACCGCGUACCUGUGCACAGCGUUUCUUCCUGGCUCUGUCUGUGUGUGUGUGUGUGUGUAUGUGUGUGUGUACGUGCGCACGUUUAUGUGUGUUGUGUGUGCAUGCAUUCGCGUGUGCACUGAAGUUUGGCAUUGCUCAGGGAAGCGGCGAUACUGACUUUGAGCCUGACCUUGCUGCAACAACAAGACGACCACAAGGUGGUGCUGUGGUGUGGAGCUGAACCCACCUGGGAUGCUCUUGCCUGUUCACACGCACCAGGCCUCAGGAUCCCACUCACAGUGAGGUGUUUAGGCCUCCACGUGUUUUUCCAGCUGAGUGCACAUCCGCUACCUGAUCCUGAUUCGUGGACAGGGCGUUGCAGCUGUUGGUUGUCGCUUGCUUUGGUGGGUUUUACCGUAGUGUCUUGGAGAGAUGGGGCAGUACAUCUCCUGGGGGGGGGUGUUACUGCUUUUGCAAAUAAAAGUUCUAUGAAACUA
Molecule: messenger RNA, 3237 nt
Organism: Paramormyrops kingsleyae
Lineage: Eukaryota; Metazoa; Chordata; Actinopteri; Osteoglossiformes; Mormyridae
Gene: dcun1d2b
Product: DCN1, defective in cullin neddylation 1, domain containing 2b
Biological process (GO): protein neddylation
Cellular component (GO): ubiquitin ligase complex
Molecular function (GO): ubiquitin-like protein binding; ubiquitin conjugating enzyme binding; cullin family protein binding
Source: RefSeq, a predicted model, not a curated record